Messenger RNA from Oncorhynchus keta (chum salmon), 2885 nucleotides. Its product is annotated as thiosulfate:glutathione sulfurtransferase-like. The transcript has 3 exons. Bases 2409 to 2879 code for a protein of 156 amino acids. Lineage: Eukaryota; Metazoa; Chordata; Actinopteri; Salmoniformes; Salmonidae. The record is from RefSeq and is a predicted model, not a curated record. Gene Ontology annotation, molecular function: thiosulfate-cyanide sulfurtransferase activity. Gene Ontology annotation, cellular component: mitochondrion.
UUUUUAAAAAUGUCGUCCAAUGAUUACCGCUCAAACAAUCAACAUGGAACGAAUGAGGAAAUACAGUACUACAUGAGAAGAUUCCAUUCAAAUGGGCACCGAUAAACAAGAUGGCAAACUCAGGUAAGUACGUAUUCUACGACUGUAUUGUGCAUUUACCGUCUUUGUGCAGUUCGCAGCGCCACUUGAUCAUCUGUCUCUGUGAGCCAUAAUACGACAGUACAUUGGAUCAAAUGUCAAUCUUUGAUUUUGUCAGUGUAACACCAGGUUUAUUUUUUUAUUUCACCUUUAUUAACCAGGUAGGCUAGUUGAGAACGAGUUCUCAUUUACAACUGUGACCUGGCCAAGAUAAAGCAAAGCAGUGCGACACAAACAACAACACAGAGCCACACAUGGAACAAACAAACAUACAGUCAAUAACACAAUAGAAAAUAAGUCUAUGUACAGUGUGUGUAAAUGAGGUAAGAUAAGGGAGGUAAGGCAAUAAAUAGGCCAUAGUGGAGAAGUAAUUAAAAUUUAGCAAAUGAACAUUGGAGUGAUAGAUGUGCAGAAGAUGAAUGUGCAAGUAGAGAUACUGGGGUGCAAAGGAGCAAAAAAUAAUAAUAACGGUAUGGGAUGAGGUAGUUAAAUGGGCUAUUUACAGAUGGGUUAUGUGCAGUGAUCUGUGAGCUGUUCUGACAGUUGGUGCUUAAAGUUAGUGAGGGAGAUAUGAGUCUCCAGCUUCAGUUAAUUUUUAUAUUUUUUUAUGUGUAAUUUGUUCCAGUCAUUGCAGCAGAGAACUGGAAGGAAAGGCAGGUAAAGGAGGAAUUGGCUUUGGGAGUGACCAGUGAAAUAUACCUGCUGGAGCGCGUGCUGCUAUGGUGACCAGUGAGCUGAGAUAAGGCGGAGCUUUAACUAGCAAAGACGUACAGAUGACCUGGAGCCAGAGGGUUUGGCGACGAAUAUGAAGCGAGGGCCAGCCAACGAGAGCAUACAGGUCGCAGUGGUGGGUAGUUUUUGGGGCUUUAUUGACAAAACGGAUGGGACUGUGAUCCCAUCCAAUUUGCCUAGUAGAGUGUUGGAGGCUAUUUUGUAAAUGACAUCGCUGAAGUCAAGAAUCGGCAGGAUAGUCAGUUUUACGAGGGUAUGUUUGGCAGCAUGAGUGAAGGAUGCUUUGUUGCAAAAUAGGAAGCCGAUUCUAGAUGUAAUUUUGGAUUGGAGAUGCUUAAUGUGAGUCUGGAAGGAGAGUUUACAGUCUAACCAGACACCUAGAAUAUGUGGACAAUUACAAAUACUUAAGUCAGAACCAUCCAGAGUAGUGAUGCUGGAUGGGCGGGCAGGUGCAGGCAGUGAUCAGUUGAAGAGCAUGCAUUUAGUUUUACUUGCAUUUAAGAGCAGUUGGAGGCUACGGAAGGAGAAUUGUAUGGCAUUGAAGCUCGUCUGGAGGGUAGUUAACACAGUGUCCAAAGAAGGGCCAGAUGUAUACAGAAUGGUGUCAUCUGCGUAGAGGUGGAUCAGAGAAUCACCAGCAGCAAGAGCGACAUCAUUGAUGUAUUCAGAGAAAAGAUUCGGCCCGAGAAUGGAACCCUGUGGCACCCCCAUAGAGACUGCCAGAGGUCCGGACAACAGGUCCUCCGAUUUGACACACUGGACUCUGUCUGAGAAGUAGUUGGUGAACCAGGCGAGGCAGUCAUUUGAGAAACCAAGGCUGUUGAGUCUGCCGAUAAGAAUGUGGUGAUUGACAGAGUCGAAGGCCUUGGCCAAGUCGAUGAAUACAGUAUUCUCUCUCAUCGAUGGCAGUUAUGAUAUCAUUUAGGACCUUGAACGUGGCUGAGGUGCACCCAUGACCAGCUCGGAAGGAGAAAUGGGGGGUGCAGGGCUGUUGACAGGGUAGGGGUGGCCAGGUGGAAAGCAUGGACAGGCAAUCAGUUCACAUAUGUUGUCCAUGGCACAGCUGGGGGCAGAAGGUGGUCUGUAGCAAGUGGCAACGGAGAGAGACUUGUUUCUGGAAAGGUGGAUUUUUAAAAGUAGAAACUCAAAUUGUUUGGGCACAGACCUGGAUAGAAAGACUCUGCAGGCUCUCUAUGGUAGAUUGCAACUCCGCCCCCUUUUGCAGUUCUAACUUGUCGGAAAAUGUUAUAGUUAGUGAUGGAUAUUUUGAUUUGAUAGGCAAUGUGUGCUUUGAAAGUGGCUGGUCGUGUGCUAUCAUGCAAUGACUCAACUUUUCUACUGUCUUUUUUGGGGGCAAUGUCUGCAAUCUCACUGUCUGACUCAGUUGUAGAAUACUUUUUCUUUUCUUACACAUUUAUUUCCGCAAAGAAAUGUUAUGGUCAGUGCCAGGAAGCAGCAUGAAGGUAGUUGUAAAUCAUGUAUGUUAAAUUUGCACUAGGCUAAAUAUAGCCUUGACAUCAUGGUGUUGCAUGUAGCAAAUGACUUCUCCACAGAUAAGGAUAUCUCCUACUCUGACCUCAAGGCCCUUCUGGCCAAGAACAACUGCCCAGAAGGUUGAUGUACGGACCAAAGAGGAGGUAGACAGAGGACACAUUCCAGGAUCAAUCCAUAUUCCAGGAUACAGUGGAGAGUGCCCUAGUGCCCUAGCGCUGGACCCUGCUGAGUUCCAGGCAAAAUACGGGGUGCCCAAACCCCCCCUGGAUGCCCCUGAGCUGGUGUUUCACUGUCAGAUGGGCCGACGAGGAGGCGUGGCCACAGACAAGGCACGAGGCCUGGGAUUCCAAAAGUCCUUCAACUAUGCCGGAGGAUACCAGGAGUGGUCUGAGAGAGGGGAAAUGAGGUGCACGAUUAGCCUGCAUUGUGAAACCAAAGGAUUAAAAUGCACAAAUUAUGCUCACAUUUUGCUGAAACAUUUUUAUACUUUUACUUGUUUUUGUGUUAUACUUUAAAAUAAA